GUCAUCAUGUCGUAGUCGUUUAGAAACGCGUCGGUCUCGGUGUUUGUAGUAGUCGUCAAGUGUGCGCUCGUCGUACUUAAUAACUAAUAAGUGUUGUCGCUGACGCCGAGCGCUUCCGAUUUCCUUCGCCGUCUGACUAAUAUUUAGGCUCACUAUUCGGUUUUUUUUUUUUUUAUUAGUAAUCUUCGUCUUAAAUUAGAGGUGAAACAAAUAAAAAGUCAGUUAGGUGAUUUUCAUCUUCGACUGAAGUUUUUUGCCCUCCCCCCCUUUCAUUAUCAAAGACGUUGAUUACCGAAUUAACGCGUGUCGCAUCCGUCAUAUACGCGUACAUGUAUGCGAAAACUCAUACUUUCGGAACGCCUCAAGCCACCACGGGCAUGCCGUCGCAGCCACCACUCAUCCGUCCCAGAUUGUUCGGGAACAAAAAGAUGGCGGGGUUUCUGCAGGAUUCUGACGGUUCAGACUUACACGACAUGAGUUCGGUAAUCGAGGGUUUUCAGAAGAAAAACAGCGUCGGGUCUAUGGGAUCAACGACGGCGAUGGCCACGACCGCCGGCAACCAUAUGGCGUCGUCGAAGAAGAACACGUCGUCGUCGUCUUCGAGUUCACGGAUGGAGUCGUCGUCGUCCACAUCGUCUACGUCAUCCUCUUUGAAGCACGUCCUGCACCGACAGGUGUCUGAAAUGACGACCACGUCAUCUGAACUUCAAAACUCUCAGCUGCUUCAGCAGCGGAUACUCAUGGACAGCGGUGACGUUUCCGCGGUCAACGCCACGAGCACCGAUGACGUGGAUUGCAACCUCGUCGACGGGACAGACCCGCUGGUCACGUUUCCCGAGUCACCUCCUGUUUUGGUGUCCAACGUGUCGCCACUGAUGCAUGUGUCCACCACCCGCCCCAAACCGGUUCGUGUGGCCGUGGACGGACGACUGAAACACCCGGCUGCGACCACAGCGGCGACCACCGAGCGGCGCGUGUCCACGUCCAAAUUGGUCCAAGAGGCAUAUGAGUCGUCAUCGUCGUCGUCAAGCAGCAGCACCAGCAGCACAGUUUCCGAUUCGCAGGACGUGCUGAACGGUGACGUCCACAAACUACAUGCGGCCAAUACGAUCCGAGCAAAGCUCGCCGGAACUAUCGGAAGUACCAUUGCCGACCACGACACCGAGACCGCUCUGAACAAACUCCAGGAAAAAAGAUUAUUGAAAACUGGAGAACUAUCUCAACAGGAAAACCAAAACAUAAGUGCUGCCACGAUGAAAGUGCAGACCGAUUCGUUUAGUUCGGAAAAGAAAGCUUCAAGCGCACAACAACAAAGACAAACAAUAACGUCCUCAGGAAUGUUCAACCAAGAAAAACAUAUAGCUCAGUCAUCACAAUCGAACUUUACGUUCACUAAAAAAGGCAUUUGUACGAGUUCAAAAGCCGUGUCAUCUGCUACUUCACAAUCUUCUCACAACGGGUCCUCUUCUGGUGGCAGUGGUUCAUCACCUCCAUCGACACACGUGAUUAGAAGUGUCGACGAUCUGUUAAACACUAAUUUUGAUGAUCUAGACCAGAUGCGAGAAAUAGCCAACACUCAAGAUGUGGAAAACGCCAUAAAAAAGUAUUCGCUGUACCUGGAAAACGCUGUAAAAGGACUGAUGAGUGGAAAAUAUGCAGAUGCUAAAGGCCCGAUAAUGCUCAACAAAAUGUUCGACAUGAUUUGCAAGGCGUGGGCCGUGCCGACCUACGAGCUUGGGUACGCGUUAUGUAACACAUUCCGGGAUUGUGGUGGUAUGGAUUUGUUGAUCAACAAUUGUGUGUCUAAAGACCAAAAACUCCAGUUCUCCAGUGCCAGAUUACUGGAACAAUGUUUGACUACUGAAAAUCGCUCAUACGUAGUGGAAAACGGGCUGGAAAAGGUCGUACAUGUAGUGUGUGCAUACAAGAGUCAAGUAAGCUCGGCCGAUCAAUCUAAAGUCAGUACUGGAAUUCUUGAGCACCUAUUUAAACACAGUGAAAUGACAUGCAGCGAUGUUAUCAAACUCGGUGGCUUGGACGUAUUGCUGUACGAGUGUCGCAGACGAGACAUCGCUACCCUGAGACACUGUGCCGGUGCACUAGCCAACCUCUCGCUAUAUGGAGGUGCUGAGAAUCAAGAGCUGAUGAUCAAGCGUAACGUGCCUACAUGGUUGUUCACGUUGGCGUUCAAUACGGACGACAACAUCAAGUAUUACGCGUUUUUGGCUAUAGCUGUUUUGGUAGCCAACAAAGAAAUUGAAGCGGCCGUGCUCAAGUCUGAGACUCUGGACCUAAUCGACCCGUUCGUCACCACCCACACACCGUCAGAAUUUGCCAAGUCGAAUCUAGCCCACGCCCACGGCCAGAGUCACCAUUGGCUAGAGAGGUUGGUCCCUGUUUUGAGCUCAAUCCGGGAGGAAGCAUGCAACUUGGCCGCUUUCCACUUUUGCAUGGAGGCUGGCAUCAAAAAGCAACAGGGCAAGACCAGUAUAUUCAACGUGAUUAAUGCUGUUGAACCACUGAAGAAAGUGGCCAGUUGCCCUAACGCCAUAGCAUCCAAAUUUGCUGCCCAAGCAUUGCGACUGAUCGGCGAAGAAGUACCGCAUAAGCUAAGUCAAAAAGUACCACUGUGGUCACCCGAAGACGUUCAAGAAUGGGUCAGACAGAUCGGCUUCAGCGAGUGCUCUAAAAACUUCGUGGAUAGCCGAGUAGAUGGUGAUCUGCUGUUGCAGUUGACCGAGCAAAAUUUGAGGGACGACAUCGGAAUACAUAACGGAAUCAUGCGAAGAAGGUUUAUGAGAGAAAUACACAAUUUGAAACGAUUGGCGGAUUACAGUAGUAGAGACACAACAAAUCUGAACUCGUUCCUCCAGUCCAUAGGUCCAGAAUUCUCCGUGUACACUUAUUCUAUGUUAAAUGCUGGCGUUGAUAGAGAUUCCAUAAGAUUCUUAUCAGAAGACCAGCUCAUACAAGAGUGUGGAAUAUCAAAUAGCAUUCACCGGUAUAGAAUACUAGACUCGAUAAGAGACAUGGAGACGUUAAUAGAUACGUCCUCUUACGAAGAAAACAUGAAUAAGAACUUGGACGUAUUUAUCAGUUACAGAAGAUCGACUGGAUCUCAAUUAGCUAGUUUACUCAAAGUACAUCUACAACUUCGAGGAUACUCAGUAUUCAUCGACGUCGAACGUCUGGAAGCCGGCAAGUUCGACAACAAUUUAUUGCAGAGUAUUAAGCAGGCGAAAAACUUCAUAUUAGUACUGACACCAAAGUCUUUGGAUAGAUGUAUAGGUGAUAACGAAUGCAAAGACUGGGUGCACAAGGAAAUUGUGGCUGCUAUACAGGACCAGUGCAACAUCAUUCCGAUUAUGGACAACUUCGCAUGGCCUGAACCAGAAACCUUGCCAGAGGACAUGCAAAACGUGUGGAAGUUCAACGGCGUGCGAUGGAUACACGACUACCAGGACGCGUGCGUGGAGAAGGUGGAACGGUUCAUGCGUGGUGAGCUGAAUGGGAUCCGGGAUGGUGCCAGUUCGGGACUGUCGCUGAAUCGAUCCGGCGGCGUCGGCGGUGGCAUCGGCACAUCCACCAUCAAGAGUGACCCGUCGGCGCCAAAUACGCCGCUGACCGUGGGCAGAUCGCCGCCAACAUACCAGCGGACUCAGUCUAACGACAGUGAACGCGACUUGACCGGUAGCAAAGAUUGA
Molecule: messenger RNA, 3704 nt
Organism: Rhopalosiphum padi (bird cherry-oat aphid)
Lineage: Eukaryota; Metazoa; Arthropoda; Insecta; Hemiptera; Aphididae
Product: NAD(+) hydrolase sarm1-like
Exons: 12
Coding region: 330-3704 (1124 amino acids)
Biological process (GO): negative regulation of MyD88-independent toll-like receptor signaling pathway; response to axon injury; signal transduction
Cellular component (GO): dendrite
Molecular function (GO): signaling adaptor activity; NAD+ nucleosidase activity; protein binding
Source: RefSeq, a predicted model, not a curated record